Messenger RNA from Pangasianodon hypophthalmus (striped catfish), 945 nucleotides. Its product is annotated as putative gustatory receptor clone PTE03. The coding region runs from base 1 to 945 and encodes 314 amino acids. Lineage: Eukaryota; Metazoa; Chordata; Actinopteri; Siluriformes; Pangasiidae. Gene Ontology annotation, biological process: G protein-coupled receptor signaling pathway. Gene Ontology annotation, molecular function: olfactory receptor activity; G protein-coupled receptor activity. Gene Ontology annotation, cellular component: membrane. The record is from RefSeq and is a predicted model, not a curated record. The transcript has a single exon.
AUGGAUUAUUCUACCAAUUUUACAUAUUUAACACUGGAAGGACAUGUUGAAUUAGAGCAUUACAGAUAUCUUUAUUUUAUAUUUACACUCACUGUCUAUAUAAUGAUUAUCUGCUUUAAUACUGUUAUCAUUUCUGUCAUAUUCAAAACGAAACGUCUCCAUGAGCCCAUGUACAUUUUGAUUGCUGCAUUGCUUUGUAAUGCUCUCCUUGGAUCAACAGCUCUCUAUCCUAAACUGCUCAUUGAUUUACUGUCUGAAAAACAAACUGUGUCUUAUAAAGAGUGUUUAUUUCAGGCAUUUUGUAUUUACACAUAUGCUGCAUCAGAGUUCACACUGUUAUCGACUAUGGCUUAUGACAGAUAUGUAUCCAUCUGUAAACCAUUACAAUAUGCAACUCUUGUAAAAAUGACCACGGUCAGAAAGCUCUUAUUUUUAUCAUGGUUUUUGCCUUCUUGUGAAGUUGGUGUCGGUGUUAUUCUAGCAUCCCAACUUCAACUGUGUAAAUUUAAAUUGAACAGAAUAUACUGUGAUAAUUAUUCAGUUGUGAAAUUAAGCUGUAAAGAAACAUCACUUAAUAACACAUAUGGACUUUUUAUUUUUAGCAUUGCUGUAUUUCCUCCAGUGAUCUUCAUACUUUACUCUUAUGUCAGGAUCCUCUCUGUGUGUUUAAAUAAUUCUAAAGAUUUCAGAAGAAAAGCUCUACAGACCUGUUUACCACAUCUUCUCAUUUUCACAAAUUUUUCUGUCAACGCAAGUUUUGAAAUUAUAAAUUCUAGACUUGAAUCCAAUCAAAUUCCCCACAUUAUUGCCAUGAUCAUGUCGGUUGAAUAUUUACUUAUUCCUCCUUUAUUCAAUCCUAUAAUAUAUGGAUUAAAACUGCAGGAGAUUUAUAAUAAUAUUAAGAAAAUAUUAAAAUGUCAAACAAGAACUCAUGUUUCUUUUUAG